Messenger RNA from Polypterus senegalus (gray bichir), 1889 nucleotides. RefSeq names its product olfactory receptor 24-like. Gene Ontology annotation, molecular function: G protein-coupled receptor activity; olfactory receptor activity. The coding region runs from base 2 to 988 and encodes 328 amino acids. Gene Ontology annotation, cellular component: membrane. Gene Ontology annotation, biological process: G protein-coupled receptor signaling pathway. The transcript has a single exon. Lineage: Eukaryota; Metazoa; Chordata; Cladistia; Polypteriformes; Polypteridae. The record is from RefSeq and is a predicted model, not a curated record.
UAUGAACUCGCAACAAGCAGCAGCAGCAGUAGCGGCAGGCGUCUCGAAUGCAACUAUCUUCAAACCUCUUGGAUUUUACAUCAGAGGAUUUUCUUCUCUCCAGCAGAGUGAUUAUUAUUUCAUUUUUCUGUUAGUGUUGUACAUCUUUACGUUGCUGGCAAAUAUUUUGAUCAUGUUGAUUAUAUGGUUUACAGAGAGUCUGCACACACCGAAAUACAUUGCUGUUUUUAGUUUAGCCGUGGUAGAUAUAAGCUACAGCACAGCACUAAUUCCGAAAUCUGUUGAUAUUUUUAUUUUUAACUCUAGGUUUGUCUUUUAUGACCCUUGUUUAACUCAGAUGUUUUUUGUACACUAUUUUUCGGCAAUGGAAUCGUUUGCGCUAUCGGUUUUAGCUUAUGACAGAUUAAUUGCUAUAUGCUUCCCUUUAAGAAGCAAUACACUUAAUACAAACAGAAGAAUGAUUUUAAUUGUUACUAUUUCAUGGACUUUUCCUUUCAUUGUUGUCCUGACAAUGGUUUUUUUAAUACCCCGCUUGUCCUUCUGCCGAUCUACAACUGUAAACAGUUAUUUUUGCGAUCACGGGCCAUUGUUUAAAAACGCAUGCAACGAUUACUCUGUCAAUUGGUUCAUGGCUGCAUUCUAUAUCGUUGUAUUAUUCUUCACUCCCUUGUUCUUCAUCGUGAUGUCAUAUGUUUGCAUCAUAGUUUCCCUGCUGAAAAUUGCUUCCAAAAUCGGGAGAAUGAAAGCAUUUAAAACUUGUACGGCUCAUUUAACCUUGGUAGCAAUUUUCUAUACUCCACUUCUGGUGACGUAUAUUAUUGCAUGGGUUAACGUGACGAUCGACACAGAUGCCAGAAUUUAUAACACGUCCCUGUCCUCGUGCAUUCCUCCUCUGGUUAACCCAAUUGUAUACACUUUAAAAACAGAAGAAAUUCUAGAACGAGUCAAAAGGUGCAUCACAAAAAUUAAAGUUGGUUUUACGCGUUAACAUGCAUUCUGCUGGCUCGUCCUCGGCAAACAAGCGUGCUUUUAAGAAACAAAAUACAAGAAGAUUAGUAUGCUCUGUUUUGUCGUUUAGCCAUCCACUUUUUCUUAAGUUUUCUUUCUUUCAUCCGGCUGAAGAUAUACCAGGGGUAAAGGGAAACAUAAAAGAAUUUGCUCCCAGGGACCUUUGAAUUCUAGAAUCCUGCUUAAUUCUAGUACGGAUCCUGCUUUCGGAAUGUGUAUGUUAAGGGUAAUUAUUCUUAUUUGCAGACGUGUGUCCUGAUUACAAUUGACUUAUGCUGCCUCUUAGCUAAUUUUUUUGAAUCUGUAAGUGACCUCUGUUUUUGUACUUUCCUGCUGCAAACAACUUUUUAAACGGCAUAAUAAAGUUCACAUAAUUUGGAUUUGCAUAUUUCUGCCGUUGUCUCGUUUCGUCCCUGCCUUAUUAACGAAAUCUUCGUUAAAUUACUAUUUUUCCCAGCCCCACUUACUUUUCGAAGUGAUCGAAUAACAAUUUUCAAAGUCAUUAUUAUUAUACUGUACUGUAAUUGAUAGUCUUUAGCUGCUUUUUAAUGACUUGUGCUUUCCACAAUAGCUUUUUAAUCACUUAAAAGUCCAUAAUAACAACAGAAACAACAAAUACAGAAAGUCUCACUUCGAGUAAUUUUUGGUAUGACUUUAACCAGUAAUCAAAUAAAAUGUGAUUAAGUGGCAAUAUCUAAAUGUACAUGCUAACCGACAGCAUUAAGUAGCUAACCGAUAGCAUGAAGUAAUAAGAAACGGUGAUGCAGACCUCAUAAACCGUUUACUGCCAACGUUGUAAUUUUGCUAUAUGUGAAAACCGCUCGUCCGUUUCUGGAUUUAGCUGGCUCCUAUGUUGUAGCAUCCGGCACAUGGCAGAGAAC